This is a messenger RNA of Alternaria rosae, 1021 nucleotides long. RefSeq lists its product as uncharacterized. The record is from RefSeq and is a predicted model, not a curated record. Bases 132 to 611 code for a protein of 159 amino acids. Gene Ontology annotation, molecular function: hydroxyisourate hydrolase activity. The transcript has a single exon. Gene Ontology annotation, biological process: purine nucleobase metabolic process. NCBI's taxonomy places the organism in Eukaryota, Fungi, Ascomycota, Dothideomycetes, Pleosporales, Pleosporaceae.
GUAAGUCUCUCUGUGCGCAAAAAUUACAUCUACACUUAGAAACACUCUUUCUCUUUAACUUUCCCAGGUCUAUACCUCGUUAACGAAACACCUUUUCCCCGCAAGCUCCUGCGUGAACCCACCACAACCGCAUGUCCACCACGCACCGCAUCACCGCCCUCACAAACCACCUCUCCCCACCCACAACACGCGCCCCAAAGAUGUCCGCCCCAGAAAAGAAACCCCCAAUAACCUGCCACGUCCUCGACACAACCCUCGGCCGCCCGGGACCCAACAUCCCCGUAACCCUCACUCUCCACGCCACAACCACCACAAGCACAGAAACCGCAACGAAGUUUACCGGCCUAACCAACGCCGACGGCCGCGUAACCGCCUGGACAUCGUCCACACCCUUCUCCUCCGCGAGUCUCGAAGAACUGUUCGCGCAAGAGGGAGACCAAAAGUACAGUUUGACAUUUGAUACCGAGCGCUACUUUGGGGAGAGGGGGGUUAAGACGUUUUUCCCGGAGGUAGAGGUCAAGUUUUUGGUUAGGCAGGAGGCAAAGGGCGAGCAUUAUCAUGUGCCGGUGUUGUUGGGGCCGUUUGGAUAUACGACGUAUCGGGGGAGUUGAGGGGGUGUAAGGAUUGGUGGGAAGGGAUGGGAAUGGAGUGGAUGGAGAGGAGGAAUGGUUGGAAGUCGAGGUGUAUACAACUUGACUGUUUGUCAAGUUUCGAGUCCAGGCUUCGGUGUCACACAUAUCGUCUUCGAGGUACAGCGGGAACCUGCAUUCAGUGUACUUUCAUCUCCCAGCGGUUCGGCAGCACAAAGUGCGACAGUGUACAUGAGAAGAGAUUCGCGUAGAACACGCGCAUGAAUAUUCUGGGUCGAUUCGUCUCACAGUGCGGCUACGACACGGCUGUCUGUGCACUCGAUACAUGCCAGUGCUAUAUCGAGAACACGUUGAAACCUGAGGAGUCCAAGCUCCAUCGGAUCUGUCUGCACUCACGUCAUUCACGCAAAAAGAACAAGUUCAAUGAUGAU